This is a messenger RNA of Danio aesculapii, 2599 nucleotides long. It is a transcript of the gene stoml3a, whose product is annotated as stomatin (EPB72)-like 3a. Lineage: Eukaryota; Metazoa; Chordata; Actinopteri; Cypriniformes; Danionidae. The coding region runs from base 54 to 908 and encodes 284 amino acids. The record is from RefSeq and is a predicted model, not a curated record. The transcript has 7 exons. Gene Ontology annotation, cellular component: plasma membrane.
ACCUGCGGCUGCCUGCAAUAACAGCAUACAUAACACUCGUGUUGCUCUUCAACAUGACCACCGUCAUCAGGGUUCAAGACCGCGAUACAGUGAGCAACAGGCCUAUUAUACAAGAUGAUAAACCACCCUCAAUGGGAUGCUUCGGCUGGUUAAUUAUCAUCAUCUCCAUCAUUAUCACCAUUGGUUUACUUCCCAUUACAAUCUUCAUGUGUAUCAAGAUUGUUCAGGAGUAUGAAAGGGCCGUGAUCUUCCGACUAGGUCGUAUUUUGGACAAAAAACCAAAAGGACCAGGAAUUUUCUUUGUGCUGCCAUGUACUGAUUCAUUCAGGAAGGUGGACUUGAGAACUGUGACCUUUAAUAUUCCUGCUCAAGAGUUUCUGACGAAAGACUCCGUGACGGUGAAUGUGGAUGGUGUGGUGUACUUUCGUGUGUUUGACCCAAUCUGCUCCGUGGCCAAUGUGUCAAAUGCAAAUCAGGCCACACAACUUCUGGCUCAGACCACCCUAAGAAAUGUGUUGGGAACAAAGAACCUGUCUGAGCUGCUGUCCGACAGAGAGGGCAUCUCAAACAGCAUGCAGAUUGCGUUGGAUGAGGCAACCGGUGUGUGGGGUAUUAAAGUGGAGCGAGUGGAGAUAAAGGACGUUAAAUUGCCUAUCCAGCUCCAAAGAGCCAUGGCUGCAGAAGCUGAAGCAUCUCGAGAAGCCCGAGCCAAGGUGAUUGCAGCAGAGGGUGAGAUGAAUGCAUCACGGGCACUAAAGGAAGCAUCUCUGGUGAUCGCAGAGUCGCCGUCAGCACUUCAGCUGCGAUACCUCCAGACUCUAAGCACCAUAGCAGCUGAGCGAAACUCCACCAUCAUCUUUCCCCUGCCCAUUGAUAUCAUUCACCACUUCACAUCAAAAAGAAACUAAAGCAUCCAUUUUAUGUUUUAAAUGUUGUUAGUUUUGAUUUAGAGUCUGCUUCAAUACGUUUGCAACCAUUCAAGGUCAAAAACAAUUUAAUUAUAGUAUCAUAUCUUUCAUCACAGAGUCUUGUUGGUUCUGUAUCUGGUCUCUUUAUACCCCUCAUUUCCUUGACACUACUUUGCUCUGUCUGGUCAGAUAGCUCUACUCUGCUCUGAUUGGUUAUAUAACAAUACAGUGAUUUGAUUGGUCAGAAGGCUCUGAUUGAUCAUAGGACAACUACUCUGCUUUCAUUGGUCAGAUGGAUCUAGUCUGCUCUAAUUGGUCAUAUGACACUUAUGGAGUUAACUUGUUAACAAAAGUUCGGUAGCGGAACCACGCCUCACUUUGUCUCCUUAACCAAUCACCUACUCCCUAAAAACCUAUAUAAGGCAGACCUGUCCUCUAGCACUGUUCUUCUCGUUCUCUCUAACCCUCCUUCCCUCCUCUAUUUCCUUGCUUCCCAUUAACAAUUCUAUAACCCUCUCUUCCCUCCUAAGUUGAAUCGGGGGGUCUAAUCACUCUAACAAAAUAUUACAGAGACGGUACGCGGACUCUGAGUCUUCGGUGCAUCACCGUAGGAUGCCAGAUCAACCUACCUACCUGUUCACUGUUUAUCCUCCUACUUCCCUUCCCCUUAAUCCCACUGUUUCCUUACCAUCCCUUUCAUCCCUACAAUACAGUCUAGCAUAAAGUGUGGCAUGGUCCAUGCUGGUGAAAUCUGCUUUUAUUUGUCAGAUGGCUGUACUCUCCUUUGAUUAGUUAUAUGACACACAACUUUUAACAUUGUCCAUAAUAAAUGUGAUUUAUGCCUUACAGAAAGUUUUACUGUUACAUAUUCAACAGUUAAUCUAUGUCAUUAUAGUUGCUUUAAUAUUAAGCCGUUUUAGGGUAGGGCAAAACUACUGAUAUAUAAUUUGAUUUAAAUGAUCCAUUUUUGAGAUCUAGCAAUACUGUAUUUAUUAUACUGCAUUCAUUUUAGCAGGAUAUCAGUGCCACUUGUAGUGAACGAAACUGAAAGCUAUGUAAUUAAAGUUUGCAGGGUCUUGGAUACGUAAAGGAAUACUUUUCAAAGAGAUUUCAAUGUUAGAAACUAAUCAGCUUUUUAAAGGUAUUAACAAUAGAGCACUUGCACCUUCAGGCUAGCACCCUCAGACUUGCACGCUUCCUCUGCAAGUGACAUCAUUUACAAUCGCCACCUGUGGCCCCUUGAAUGAAUCCUUGAGUAAUUUAACUUAAGGGUGUCCCUGAGGGGGAAAAAAUCUCUGAGGUAAGGGAUUUCAGUAAGAUCGUUGCAACAAACUUUUUAUCUGUCACCCUUACCUAAGUGCCUUUUUUCUAAGCAUAGUUUCUGGCAACAUAUGGCGACGGGCGCCGCAGUUGCUAUAGUUGUGUAAACAGAUUGUAACGAACCACGAAUGCUUGCCUUAAAACAGCUCUGCAGUAAUGUUACACAUCAUCUGUGCCACUUUCUUUCCGUUAAGCGAGUCGAGACAUUCCCUUAUCGAGUCAAUCUCGACAUUAUGUUUGGAGGACCUAUAAAAUUGGGCUUGGAUCCUGUAGAGACUUUUGAAGCUGCGAUUUCAUAUGGAUGCACUCCUGCGCAGACAUGCUAACUUAUCAACACGUAUAUAUUAGUUUAUUUAUUAAAUGGUUUUAUU